This is a messenger RNA of Protopolystoma xenopodis, 432 nucleotides long. NCBI's taxonomy places the organism in Eukaryota, Metazoa, Platyhelminthes, Monogenea, Polystomatidea, Polystomatidae. The record is from the annotation of a GenBank genome assembly.
AUGAUUUCAAGGAGACAGAGCCCUCUGAUUGCGAUCGUCCACGAUCGCACGUUCCCUAAUACUCCAGUCUACUAUGAGAAGGGACGCAAUGACACUUUACGACUUCCUGCAGCGAAUGAAUUCACCCUACUCCAAAUGGCAAAUGAGACCAAGAAUAAACAGGUGCAAAACUGUCUGGAUCAAAAAUUUCAGUCGGAAUGUCGCAAUCAUAUCUUGAGACGUCUGACUGCACCCCAAGUGCCGACAAGUAUGUACAAAGAAAACGACAUGGUCAAGUCGCACAUAAGGGAGAUACUGGUUCACAGACAUAGAAACUUGCUAAGGAAUGUAAUGAAGGAUGAUGCAGAAAAAUAUAAAAAAGAAAUGCGUGAAAAGACUGGACUCAUCCCACUCUUUAAGAAUUUGGACACCAGAGGCCAAGAAGAGGAGUAA